Molecule: messenger RNA, 561 nt
Organism: Acytostelium subglobosum LB1
Lineage: Eukaryota; Evosea; Eumycetozoa; Acytosteliales; Acytosteliaceae
Exons: 3
Coding region: 1-561 (186 amino acids)
Biological process (GO): retrograde vesicle-mediated transport, Golgi to endoplasmic reticulum; protein retention in ER lumen
Cellular component (GO): Golgi membrane
Source: RefSeq, a predicted model, not a curated record
AUGCCAACUACAAUCUAUGAAGGAAAUCCAACAGCUCCAAAUGAUCUUGCGUCACUAAAGACAUUGGUUGGAAGGAAAUACCAGAACUUGAUCGAAAGAACUAUUACCUUCUUACCACAUAGAUGGGCUGCUGCUGCUUUAUUAUUAAUCUUAUAUAUCUUGAGAGUGUAUACAUCUGGAGGUGGAUGGUACGUUGUUACCUAUGCACUUGGAAUCUUCUUGUUGACGCAGCUGAUAGCAUUCCUCUCGCCAAAGUGGGACCCAGAUAGCGAUGUUGAUGGUCUCAACGUGUCUCUCCCAACCAAAGGUGAUGAGGAAGUCAAGCCAUUCGUAAGAAGACUCCCAGAGUUCUUGUUCUGGCAUCUAAUUGUAAAGGCAUUGACUAUUGCCAUCUUCUGCACAUUCAUUCCAUUCCUCGAUCUGCCAGUGUUCUGGCCAAUUCUCUUGAUGUACUUCUUUGUCUUGUUCGCCAUCACCAUGAAGAACCAGAUCAGACACAUGAUCAAGCACAAGUAUAUCCCCUUCACAGUUGGCAAGAAGGUCUACAACACAAGAGACUAG